Molecule: messenger RNA, 2262 nt
Organism: Myxozyma melibiosi
Lineage: Eukaryota; Fungi; Ascomycota; Lipomycetes; Lipomycetales; Lipomycetaceae
Product: Lipin/Ned1/Smp2-domain-containing protein
Exons: 3
Coding region: 1-2262 (753 amino acids)
Biological process (GO): triglyceride biosynthetic process; fatty acid catabolic process
Cellular component (GO): nucleus
Molecular function (GO): phosphatidate phosphatase activity
Source: RefSeq, a predicted model, not a curated record
AUGCAAUACGUCGGCAGAGCCAUAGGUUCGGUCUCCAAGACCUGGAACUCCAUCAAUCCCGCUACUCUCACCGGCGCGAUUGAUGUCAUUGUUAUAGAGCAAGAAAAUGGUGAUUUGGCAUGUUCCCCGUUCCACAUUCGCUUCGGCAAGUUUGCUCUGCUGCAACCGUCUCAGAAGAAGGUCGAGUUCGCAGUCAAUGGCUCGAAGGUCGACUUCGCCAUGAAGCUUGGCGACGGCGGCGAAGCCUUCUUUGUUUUCGAGACCGACGACGACGCCAUCCCCUCGGACCUUCUCACAUCCCCAGUCAUCUCUCCGUCUUCUUCAGCUCAGUCUUCUCCCUCGUCCGUCAACCUAUCUACGUCGAAUCUACAGGAACCGGAGUAUCUCGAUUUGUCCGGCGGCUCUCGGCCGACAACCACCAAAACACUUCCACCGCUGUCAACCGAAUCUGCCGCGUCUGUCGGCAGCGGCAGCGGCAAUAUUCCGCCGGUGACAUCUACGCCGACUAUGGAUAUGCGAGCCGACGAGGCGCUCGGUCGUGUGAUUCGAGAGCAGGGUUACGACGGCUCGAUCGCAGACGCGGCAGCCGCUACUUCAGGCGGACCGUCGUCCGCCCCGACUUCAAACGCGUCAACCACGCGGUCGCGGGCGCUGUCGACAGACAACUGGCCUUCGGUCGAGCUUUCACGUGCGCUUCUGAGCGCGGUGAAGUCAGACGACCCGGAGUCGUCGUCCGCGAUUCAUUUGAGCUCAAACUCGACGCCGCUGCUGCGGCCUCGAAGUCCGCCGCUGAGCCGGGACCAGGCGAUUCAGCGGGCGAAGGAGCUGAGCAGGAAGUUGAGCGUGAGCCGGAUUCCGACGACGGUGACGGACUCUGGCGAUCUUGUGCUUGAUAUGCGAGGGUAUCAGGCCGGCGAGGAGGAAACGGCGCGGGCGGAGUCUGUUGCGCGGAAGAUUUUGUCGGAGGAGUUGGCGAUCAAUACCGAGAUUGCGAAUCUGAUUGCACCGGACGAGCAUGGAAAUCUGUGGAUUUAUUCGAGCGAAGAGGCGCGGGAGAAGGCGGUGCAGGAAAGUGGUGCGAAUCGACAGCAUGGGUCGAUGGAGUUUGACUAUGAGCCAGACGAGUUGAUUGCGCCGUCUUCACCCAAGUCGGAUAUCGUGCCGGCUACUAUGUCGUCCUCGGCUGCGUCUACGCCUGCACUACCGCAGUUAUCGAGUCCGCCGUCGACGCCACCGUUAGAUCACGAUCCGAUGGACGGAGCGAAGGAGCAGAGAUAUGUGAAGACGCUGCGAUUAACGUCAGACCAGCUCAAGACGCUGAACCUGAACCCGGGCGCGAACUCGGUCUCGUUCAGUGUGAACGGCGGACGGGCGCUGUGCACUGCGCGCAUGUUUUACUGGCGGUAUGACGCGCAGGUCGUGAUUUCGGAUAUCGACGGCACGAUUACAAAGUCGGAUGCUCUUGGUCAUGUGCUGACGAUGCUCGGGCGCGACUGGACGCACGCUGGAGUGGCGAAGCUGUUUACGGAUAUCGCGAAUAACGGAUAUCAUCUGAUGUAUCUGACUUCACGCUCGGUCGGGCAGGCGGACUCAACCCGGCACUAUCUGAACGGGAUCGAGCAAGGGAUGUACAGGGUGCCCAACGGACCCGUGAUCCUAUCACCAGAUCGGACGAUCGCCGCGCUCCGGCGAGAAGUGAUUUAUCGCAAACCAGAGGUGUUUAAGAUGGCCUGUCUGCGAGACAUCCAGAGCCUGUUUGACCUGCGCGAAGGCACGCCGUUCUACGCGGGCUUUGGCAACCGGAUCACGGACGCGCUGUCGUACCGGUCGGUCGGAGUUCCGUCGUCGCGGAUCUUCACAAUUAACCCGAACGCGGACGUGCACAUGGAGCUGCUUGAGUUGGCGGGGUACAAGUCGAGCUACGUGCACAUGACCGACCUGGUGGAUCAUUUCUUCCCGCCUGUGUCUGCGCAGUUGGGCGACGAGCGGUUCACGGACGUGAAUUACUGGCGCGAGCCGGUGCCGGAGUUGUCGGACGAGGAUGAGGAGGAGGAGAAAGGGCGGGAGCCGAUUGGGCGGCUGGCGAAUCGGCUUCGGGCGACGGCGAUCGGGGUGGAGGCUGAAGAGGAGGAGGACGAUGAGGACGAUGAUGGCGAGUCGGACGAGGAGGAGGAUGAUAUCCUUGACGAGGAGGAGGGCGAGGAGCAAGAGUACGAUUACACCGAGAACGAGAAUAUGUACGGAGAAGAGGAGGAGGAGUAG